AUGUCCCAAACCAUGAAGCCGCAAAUUUCUCCCCCAGUAACCACCGGCUCACUCACGUUCAAGGUGCAUCGGCGGCAGCCAGAGUUAGUUUCUCCGGCGAAGCCAACACCUAGAGAGCUCAAACUCCUCUCCGAUAUCGACGACCAAGAAGGACUAAGAUUCCAUAUUCCCACAAUCUUUUUCUAUAGACACAAUCCUAGUGCUUACUCCGAUCCAGUCGUAGUGGUUCGAAGAGCCCUCGCAGAGACACUGGUCUACUACUACCCUCUUGCGGGUAGGCUCCGAGAAGGACCGAACCGGAAACUAGCCGUGGACUGUACCGGUGAAGGUGUUUUGUUCAUAGAGGCAGAUGCUGAUGUGGCGCUUGCUGAGUUCAAGUGA
This is a messenger RNA of Arabis nemorensis, 381 nucleotides long. The record is from the annotation of a GenBank genome assembly. NCBI's taxonomy places the organism in Eukaryota, Viridiplantae, Streptophyta, Magnoliopsida, Brassicales, Brassicaceae.